GAACAUCACGACGCUGGUCAACGACCGUGACAAUCUAGGCAAGACGGCCCUGCACUACUCAGCCUACAGCGGUUCCGUCAGUGGGGUCAAGACCUUGCUGGAACUUGGGGGGAACAUUCUGAUCAAGGACAAGAACAAACAGUCACCCUUCCACGUUGCAUUGGUGUAAGUAACGCUCACUGAGAACGUCCCCAUGAGAGUCAAAGUAAGGCCGUUGUGUCAGUAUACGUUAUUUUAGUCUAUAGGGUAGUCACCACUUUGUCAAAAGUAAAGCCUUUAUUCUGCAGAUACUGCUGUUUAAGAUGAACUUCCUCAAGUAGAUCUGCCCAAAUGUAAAGUUAGCAGAUAAAUGUUAAAUCACAGACAGCAUGUAAAAGAACUUGUGCAGUAUGACAAUCAGAAUUUUGUUUUAAAAACAUGUAGGUCUUUCUAAUGAGACUAGCGGCGCUAGUGAAGAAUCGACGAAAAUAUUUAUUUAUUUUUUUUAGCGUUUUUGGGUCCCCAUAUAUUUGGUUUUAAAAACUUUUUAAAAAUGUUUUUAAUUAAUUUAAAUUAUUUAUUAAAAGAUAUUAGAACAUUUUGUAAAAUAUUAUUUUGUUAACCUUAUAAAUGGGUAAAAAGUCUUUUUUUUUUUUAAAUGGUUUUAAUUUUUAAAGAUUCGAUUCAUGUACUUAGAAUCGCCCGACCACAUUGAAUUUGGCAUCAAUGGAAAGCUUUAUUUCUCAGAAUUUAGAUAAAUAUAGCUUCCUUUCUGUUACGAUAGUUAUCGAACACUUCAACCCCUUGAAUGGUGACACCCGGUGCGGUCCACACAUACACUCGCACCCCCACCCCUAGCUACGCCCUGCCUGAUCCUAUCAGUGGGUAAUUUCAUGACACAAAUCGUUGACGAAGGCACUGCACUCUCACUACGACAUAGGGCAGUAGAUUUCGUCGCAUGUUAUAGAAAAUGAUAAUUUAACUCUUUUUUUUUCUUAACACUUUGACCCACUGGGUAUUUUCUCAAAAUACCCGGACCCGGUGUAAAAAGCGUGCAACCGGUUAAGACCCUUGUUUCUCCUACUCUCCGCCUCCAGCGCUGGCCGAUACAACACCAUCCUCAUCAUGCUGGCCUCACCUAAAGGCAACUAUGCCCAGAACGACCGGGACGGUGAGGGCCUGACGCCGAUACACCUUGCGGCCCUCUACAGGCGAGUCAACAUUCUCUCAACCCUGGUACAGCGAGGGGCGCUAAUGAAGAGGUACACGAAGCUUUGCAACACUCACUUCUGA
Lymnaea stagnalis (great pond snail) is the source of this 1272-nucleotide messenger RNA. The record is from the annotation of a GenBank genome assembly. Lineage: Eukaryota; Metazoa; Mollusca; Gastropoda; Lymnaeidae.